UUCUGACGAUGCAUUCAAGACAUAAAUACAUAUCAUUGAGCGGAAUGUUGAAACGUUUUCGAUUCAGCAAUAUUCUUCGCGAUCUACAAAAAUACUCACGUAUCCUCUACAUCGAGAAAGACUGUGACCAGCGCUUCCUCUUCCCUUUCAGACACUGCUCGCUACACCAAGAACAGUCCUCAGAUCGCUCCAAUCAUGGCUACUGCGGCGACACACUCACCUUAUGGCUACAUCGGCAAUUAUGGGUUUGACUCAGCCAGCACUCUCGUUGGGUCGGUGCCAGAAACCGUUCCUAAACUUUUGAUCCUCAAGUCAGAGCCGGAAGUGGACUCGAACAUAAGAGAGAGAGUGAGAACGUUUGUCGAUAAUAAGCGCGACCAGCUUGGAGAGGAUGGGUGGCAUAGGCUCUGCAACGAGUUUCGCGUGCUCUUGCACAAGGAAGUCUCUCACGAGCCUCACCAUGAUCAAGAAGGAUUGGACCACGACAGUGUCGUCGCUCAACAUCAUGGGCAUCAUUGGAGUCGCACGAAGGCUCACUGCAAGGACGUGUUUAUGGUCGGGAAGCUGGUGGCGGAGAUCUGCAAAAUGAUCCACAAGAGGAGUCCUAAGACCGGAGUCAUGGUUACGGAGGGACCUGUCCCAGAAGAAAACGAGGGUGCAGAGAACUCGGAACAUGAUGCCGAAGAAUCCAGUGGGGGUAUGGGAGCCGUCUUAGAUGGUCUGAUAGCUUUCGGAGGCGACGUAUGGACGGUCGUGUGGGCCUUUGGUGAGAUCGUGGUCGAGAUUCUUGGUGCUUUGAGCUAAUAAGCUAUGAUGCCCGCACGCUGGUCAUAGCCGCGUUUCCCAAGAAGCCCAUUCGUUUGAUGUCAUUUGGCAGGAACUAUGAGAGGUCUUGACGUAGUGACAAACAGGAAAGAUUCGCAUUGUAUCUUACCAAAGCAAAUUUGAGG
This is a messenger RNA of Dissoconium aciculare CBS 342.82, 950 nucleotides long. RefSeq lists its product as uncharacterized. The transcript has 2 exons. Lineage: Eukaryota; Fungi; Ascomycota; Dothideomycetes; Mycosphaerellales; Dissoconiaceae. The record is from RefSeq and is a predicted model, not a curated record. The coding region runs from base 196 to 804 and encodes 202 amino acids.